Molecule: messenger RNA, 1560 nt
Organism: Entelurus aequoreus (snake pipefish)
Lineage: Eukaryota; Metazoa; Chordata; Actinopteri; Syngnathiformes; Syngnathidae
Gene: rp2
Product: RP2 activator of ARL3 GTPase
Exons: 6
Coding region: 295-1230 (311 amino acids)
Biological process (GO): post-Golgi vesicle-mediated transport
Cellular component (GO): cilium; periciliary membrane compartment
Molecular function (GO): GTPase activator activity
Source: RefSeq, a predicted model, not a curated record
GCCAUCUGAGUCACUGUCCCGAGGUUUGUUUUUUGAUGAUGUUGCAAUGGAGACCACUUCCACAACAGGAAAUGGACUUUUUGGUCCCCCGGGAGAGGAAACGGUCUGGGGUCAACUCAAAGGUCAUAGAAGUCCAAGCGAAAGUGUGUGGAAAAAGAGGAGCUGACGCCGACCACGACUACCGUGGAAACCACGACGACGAGCAACGCGGUUCCCCUUGGCAACAACAGCGACGAGGCGGCACCGAAGCAGUACAGCUGGGACAAGAGGGACAAGGUGGACCCCAAGGACUACAUGCUGACGGGCCUGAAGGACGUGACGGCCGGCCGUCUCCCCGGGAAACUGAACGGUCAGCAGUUUGUGAUCCAGGACUGCGAGAACUGCGACAUCUUCGUGCUGGACCACUCGGCGGCGGUCACGGUGGACGACUGCGUCAACUGCCGCCUGGUGCUGGGCCCCGUCAAGGGCAGCGUCUUCUUCCGGGACUGCAAGGACAUCAAGUGCGUGGUGGCGUGCCAGCAGUUCCGCACGCGCGACUGCAAGAAGAUGGAGGUGUUCCUGUGCUGCGCCACGCAGCCCAUCAUCGAGUCCAGCACCGGCGUGCGGCUGGCCUGCUUCCAGUACUACUACCCCCAGCUGGCCGCCCACUUCAAGGACGCCGGCCUCAGCGUCUUCAACAACAACUGGAGCAACGUCCACGACUUCACGCCCGUCGCCGGCGAGACCAACUGGAGCCUGCUGCCGGAGAGCACCGCCGUGCUGGACUCGGUGCCGGCCCCGGACUCCGGGUCGGAGUUUAAGUCCGUCCGGAUCCUGGGGGACGCGGCGCACAGCAUCGUGCCUCUGACCAGGGGCGCACGGCGCAAGGACAGCCAGGAGUCCUGCCUGUUUGUGUUCUUCGCCGGAGACUACGCCACCGCCAACGCCCGCAAGAUGAUCGACCUGGCCACUGCUGCAGGUUUGGUGCUGGUCCAGACCAAGGAAGUGUGUAUGCGGCCAGAAGACGUCAAGCGUGUGUUCCAGAAGCAGGCUGAGGAGAUGGUGCAGUGGACUAGCUCAGGUCCGGUCAUCGCCAUGGAGAUGAACGGUGAGGGCGUGGUGGAGGCCUGCAAGAAGCUGGCCAGCGAGGUCUUCAGCGGGGCCAAGGUUUUUGUGUCGGAGGACAAGCACUCGUCUUGUCGGGACGUGGACAGCUUCUUCAACUUUGCUGACAUGCAGAUGGGCUUGUGAGUCCCGGUCCUGGUCCUGGUCCUGGUGCUGCUUGUAGUUCUUGAGGUCCACGGGUGUGACUCGGUGGUCUCUGCUGGAGGACUUUCAUGCCCGACUUGCUGUGGAUAUUUAUUCUGUGUUUGCUUGCGUCAAGUCUGCGUCUUGCUCAACGGCUGCGGGCAGGCCUGCUGGGUUCUAAGAACUCUGCUGCUGGUGCCAGUCCCUGGUCUAGUACCAUGGUCCCAAACAUCCAUCAAGACCCAGCAGGCAAGUUCAUUCUGGUGCCGCUCACUUUACUCCAACUCAAUCUGAACGUUACCUUAAAAUGACUCAAUAUGUGAUAUGAUUCAA